Messenger RNA from Ziziphus jujuba (common jujube), 1211 nucleotides. RefSeq names its product probable esterase KAI2. The transcript has 2 exons. The record is from RefSeq and is a predicted model, not a curated record. Gene Ontology annotation, biological process: response to karrikin. Lineage: Eukaryota; Viridiplantae; Streptophyta; Magnoliopsida; Rosales; Rhamnaceae. The coding region runs from base 152 to 964 and encodes 270 amino acids.
UAUCACCCACCACCUUAGCCUUUCCAAGUUCAAAGCAAUUAGUGUUUGCACUCGCAGUUCAAAGUACAGUAAGGCGUGGAAGAGGGUCAGGAGGGAUAAGGAAGCUAAAAUCAACAACAACCAUUGCCAAAAAAAAAAAAAAAAAAAAAACAUGGGAAUCGUAGAGGAAGCUCACAACGUGAAGGUUCUAGGAACCGGAAAGGAAUUUGUGGUUCUAGUCCACGGAUUCGGCACGGACCAGUCGGUUUGGAAGCACUUGGUUCCCCACCUUGUGGAAGACUACCGGGUGGUUUUGUACGACAACAUGGGCGCUGGAACCACAAACCCUGACUACUUCGAUUUCGAAAGGUACGCAACGCUCGAAGGCUUUGCAUAUGAUCUGCUUGCCAUCCUUGAAGUCGUCCAAGUCCAAUCCUGCAUCUUUGUUGGUCACUCUCUCUCCGCCAUGGUCGGCGUCAUCGCUUCUGUCGCUCGUCCUGAUCUUUUCUCUAAGAUCGUCAUGCUCUCCGCCUCCCCAAGGUUUUUGAACGAUGAGGAUUACUAUGGGGGAUUCGAACAAGAGGAUUUGGACCAGCUUUUCAAAGCGAUACGGGCGAAUUACGAAGCAUGGUGCUCCGGUUUGGCCCCGCUGUCAGUAGGAGGAGACAUGGACUCACUGGCGGUUCAAGAAUUCAGCCGGACGCUGUUCACCAUGAGACCGGACAUAGCUUUUAGCAUCGCAAGGACUAUAUUCCAGAGCGACAUAAGGCAGCUACUGAAGCAUGUAACAGUCCCUUGCCACAUCAUUCAGAGCGUCAAAGACAUGGCCGUUCCGGUGGUCGUUUCCGAAUACCUGCAACAGAAUCUCGGCGGCAAGUCCAUCCUGGAGGUAAUGUCGACGGGGGGUCAUCUGCCUCAGCUGAGUUCCCCGGACAUAGUUAUUCCGGCGCUUGUCCAACAUAUUCGAUAUGACAUAGCAGAAUAAUCAUAAUCAUAUUAAUAAUAAUAAUAAACAAAUUUCCAAGUCAUUAUAUAGGUUUCAUCGUUUUCGUUGUUUUUAAUUUGUGUGCGAGACUACGUAGGUCUGUAAGGUCUUCUUUCAGUUCUCACGUUGCUUGUGUUUCUUUGGUAGAAAUGUCUUUCGUUUGGCCUAGCUAGGCUAUUGAUAAAUAGGAAAAGAGCAGACAUGGCCGAAUUAAGAAGACUAAGAGCUAUUAUUAUUAUUAUUAUUA